Salvia splendens (bonfire salvia) is the source of this 1865-nucleotide messenger RNA. RefSeq names its product ABC transporter G family member 9. The record is from RefSeq and is a predicted model, not a curated record. Gene Ontology annotation, molecular function: ATP hydrolysis activity; ABC-type transporter activity; ATP binding. Lineage: Eukaryota; Viridiplantae; Streptophyta; Magnoliopsida; Lamiales; Lamiaceae. Gene Ontology annotation, cellular component: plasma membrane. The transcript is spliced from 4 exons. Gene Ontology annotation, biological process: transmembrane transport. The coding region runs from base 9 to 1865 and encodes 618 amino acids.
GAGAGGAGAUGGCCGACCUCGAGAUGCAGAAUCACCACGCCAAAAAUUCUCCGGCCAUCUUUGCCCGAGCCAAUCUCCCCCUCACUCUCAAGUUCGAUGAGGUGGUUUACAAGAUCAAAAUCAAGGCCCCGGGAGGCUCGUCAGAGAAAAAGACAAAAUCAGCAAAGAAAGAGAUACUAAAAGGCGUCUCCGGCUGCGUGUUCCCCGGCGAAAUGCUGGCGAUGCUCGGGCCCUCCGGCAGCGGCAAGACGACGCUGCUGACGGCCCUCGGCGGCCGCCUCAGCGGCGACCUCGCCGGCGCCAUCACCUACAACGGCAAGCCCUUCUCCAACGCCACCAAGCGCUGCACCGGCUUCGUCACCCAAGACGACGUCCUCUACCCCCACCUCACCGUCACCGAGACGCUCGUCUACACGGCCCUCCUCCGCCUUCCCCACGACCGCACCAAGGCCGAGAAGGUCGAGCACGCGGAGGCCGUGAUAGAGCAGCUCGGACUCACGAGGUGCCGGGACAGCAUCAUUGGGGGAGAUUUUUUAAGGGGAGUUUCCGGGGGCGAGAGGAAACGGGUGAGCAUCGGGCAGGAGAUGCUUAUUAACCCGAGCCUUUUGUUUUUGGAUGAGCCCACCUCGGGUUUGGACUCCACCACAGCGCAGAAGAUCGUUUCUACGCUGUGGGACCUGGCCAACGGGGGCCGUACAGUCCUGAUGACAAUUCACCAGCCCUCGAGCAGGCUCUUUUAUAUGUUUCAUAAAAUUCUCUUGCUGUCGGAAGGGAACCCUUUGUAUUUCGGCAAAGGUGCUGACGUUUUGGGCUAUUUUUCGAGUGUGGGUUUUGCUCCGAGUGUCGCCAUGAAUCCGUCAGAUUUCUUGCUUGAUCUUGCCAAUGGAGUUGCAACGGGAAAUUCGAAUGAAGAUCAAGUAGCGAUUAAGCAGAGUUUGGUGAACGCGUAUAAAACACAACUAUCGACGGUUGUGAAGUCGGAGCUAGCUGGGGAUGGCGGUAUUCGCGCUUCAACGGAUGAUAGGAAGCCUAGGCGGUGGUCGAAUACAUGGUGGGAUCAAUUCUCAGUGUUGCUUAGGAGAGGAAUCAAAGAAAGGAAGCAUGAGUCUUUCUCAACCAUCAAGAUUGUGCAAGUUGUGGUGGUUGCUCUUUUAGCUGGAAUCUUUUGGUGGCAGUCCUCCGCCGAUCACUUGCAAGACCAGGUCGGGCUCCUCUUCUUCAUGUCAAGUUUUUGGGGUUUCUACCCCCUAUUCCAGGCCAUCUUCACAUUCCCUAAAGAACGCAAGAUGCUAACGAAAGAGCGGACCUCAGGCAUGUACCGUCUCUCCUCAUACUUCCUAGCCCUAUCCAUAGGCGACCUGCCCAUGGAGCUAGUCCUCCCGGCCGUCUUCUUUGCCAUAACCUAUUGGAUGACAGGCCUCAGGCGCACAGCCUGUGCCUUCUUCUUAGGCCUAUUAACGAUCCUCUACAACGUGCUGGGUGCUCAGGGACUCGGGCUAGCUAUUGGGGCUGUGGUGAUGGACCAGCAGACAGCCACUACACUCGGGUCCGUGAUCAUGCUAGCCUUCAGCCUCGCUGGCGGCUUCUAUGUGCAGAACGUCCCCGUCUUCAUAGCCUGGAUCAAGUACUUAUCGUUCAACCAGUACACGUUGAGGCUCAUGCUCGCGUCCCAGUACACGUACGACCAGACCUACAACUGCGGUACGAAUCAGACUUGCCUCGUCAGGGAUUUUCCGGCCAUUAAGGGGGUCGGGAUCGAGAAGACAGGGACCAUCCUGGCGGCGGUUCUCAUGGCUGUGAUGAUUGUGCUCUAUAGGCUUAUUGCUUAUGUUGCUCUCAUGAGAGUUGGUGCCACCAAAAAGUAG